UGACAUCACCAAAAACUAGGUGGGGGAACAACCAGGUCUGGUGCUUUGUCUGUUUCAUGCUGGCUGCUGGAGAUGAGCCUAGGCUUGACUUGACCAUGAGCCCAAGGACUGGCACUUCUUUUUUACCCCCAGUUUGUAGAUAUCCAGAUCUUCUCCUCCUGAUUGUCAAGAAAAUUAAAUUAUUGCUGAAUUUGGGAAUCUAAGCAGCACCAGCUUACUUUUCCCCCGCAUCUCUCUGGAAUCGUUUCUGGGAUAUUUUCCAAAUCAUCACAGAAAGCAGGAGGAAUGAACCGGCAGCUAGUGAAAAUUCUGACAACCUUGUUUGCAUUUUUCUUAGAGACAAACAACUUCAGGACAACUUUCUGUAAAGAACAUGAUUCAAGAUCUGGAAAAUCCCCCUCACAGACCCUGUCUCCUUCAGAUUUUUUGGACAAAUUGAUGGGAAGGACAUCGGGGUAUGAUGCUAGAAUCAGACCAAAUUUUAAAGGUCCUCCAGUAAACGUUACUUGCAAUAUUUUUAUCAACAGUUUUGGAUCAGUCACAGAAACCACAAUGGACUACAGAGUGAAUAUAUUUUUGAGACAACAGUGGAAUGACUCACGCCUGGCUUACAGCGAAUAUCCUGAUGAUUCCCUGGAUUUGGAUCCCUCUAUGUUGGACUCUAUUUGGAAGCCAGACUUAUUCUUUGCUAAUGAGAAGGGAGCAAACUUCCAUGAUGUCACAACAGACAACAAGUUGCUGAGGAUUUCUAAGACUGGAAAAGUGCUGUACAGCAUCAGGCUUACUUUAACCUUAUCCUGUCCCAUGGACUUGAAGAAUUUUCCUAUGGAUGUACAAACAUGUACAAUGCAGCUAGAGAGCUUUGGCUACACUAUGAAUGAUCUGAUAUUUGAGUGGCUAAGCGAUGGACCUGUGCAAGUUGCAGAAGGUUUAACCUUGCCACAGUUUAUUUUGAAAGAAGAUAAAGAACUUGGUUAUUGCACAAAACAUUACAACACUGGAAAGUUUACAUGCAUUGAAGUCAAGUUUCAUUUGGAGCGUCAGAUGGGAUACUAUUUAAUCCAGAUGUACAUUCCUAGCCUGCUGAUUGUCAUUUUGUCCUGGGUUUCUUUCUGGAUCAACAUGGAUGCUGCUCCAGCUAGAGUCGCACUGGGUAUCACUACAGUUUUGACAAUGACCACGCAAAGCUCAGGAUCAAGAGCUUCCCUCCCAAAAGUCUCCUAUGUAAAAGCUAUCGAUAUCUGGAUGGCCGUGUGCCUUCUCUUUGUCUUUGCUGCAUUACUGGAAUAUGCAGCAGUCAACUUUGUUUCACGGCAGCACAAAGAGUUUCUGAGGCUUCGAAGAAGGCAAAGAAGACAAAACAAGGAAGAUGAAGUCACUCGUGACAGUCGAUUUAAUUUCAGUGGCUAUGGGAUGGGUCACUGCCUCCAAGUCAAAGAUGGCACAGCAGUCAAGGCCACCUCACCCAACCCACCUCCAGCACCACCAAAGGAUUCAGAUUCCAUCAAAAAGAAGUUUGUUGACCGUGCAAAAAGGAUUGAUACAAUAUCCCGUGCUGCAUUCCCACUCGCUUUCCUCAUUUUCAACAUCUUUUACUGGAUUACAUACAAAAUUAUACGGCAUGAGGACAUUCACAAGAAAUAGGCAACUCUGGUUCACCAGGACUUCUUAGCCAAAGUGAUCCAUGUGUAAAUAAACAGUGAAAAGUCUUUCUGUCAUUUGGACUAAGGGUUUCUUUUCCCCCAGGACACUGACGAAAAAAACGAACAAAAAGGAAAAGAAGUAUAGAAGGAAAAGUGAUUGCAUGAAAAAAUACGCUGUGAGACCAGUCAAUGAGGGUUCCCCCUGUGUGCUCUCAGUGCUGUUCUUCCACAUUCAACAUUGAUCAGACAUCUGUAAAUGGGGCCAAAUUUUGCUCAGCUUUAUCACCAAGAUAUUAUAUUUCAAACAAGAGAGAAUCAGAAAACAUACAAUUCUCCUAAAACAUCUACCAAGAGACUGUGGUGGCUACAGUACAGUGAGUUAUAAGAGGACCAAACUUUUUCAGGAUAAUGUUGCCUUUCUAUUUGAAACAAGUCUACUGAGCUACAUUCCAUGACCAUGUCUGUAGUUAGUGGUUUCACCAAGGAGUCUUUUUGUGGGUUGUAAAUUAUUUCUACUGAUAAGGGAGAGGAAAAAAAAGAAAAAAAAUAUUUAUACUUUACUAUCCUUGUGGGUGUGCAUUUUAAUAUUAUCUUGCUUUACUAGAAUUGUUAUUUUGGGGUUGAACUUGUGUGUCGUGUGAUUUAUUUGAUAGUUGACACUCCAAAAGCAGUGAAACCGACUGGUUUAUUUUUGUUGGAAGACAGUGCACUUACUUCAUUUUGUUUCUGCUGAUUUUACAUGCAACUUGAGGUGCCAAAUUGUAUUUUACCUAUUGUGCUACCCUGUACCACACUACUUAGUAAGAACUUGUUUCCUCAAAGGUGUAGCUCAGUUUAUCAUUGAGUUUCUAUAACUGCUCUCAUUGUAGCUGCAAUCGAUAGCUCUAUAGGUAAACACAACUCGUUUACAGACCUCUAAUUUAUAUCUUUACUCAAAGUGGCUAUCAUUUUAAAUAUCAUUAAUUAACCUAAGAAUUUUAAAACUGUACUGUGAUUUUCAGAACCUGUUACCUUUUGGUGCCAGAUCUGCAUUAUUCAAAUCCUUGCUACAUGUUUUAAAGUAGAAAAGGGGAAAAAAAAAGGGAAAAAAAAGAUGGUAUUUUUGCUUACACAGAUGACAACCUGUAACAUAAGAUGAAUCAAACAUUAAAAUUUUACACUUGCUGUAAAAGGGUUUAUUAAAAAAUGGCAUUUGUUCAAUUUCAAUAAAGCUAAAUGUGGUACUAACA
Messenger RNA from Pezoporus flaviventris, 2872 nucleotides. It is a transcript of the gene GLRA2, whose product is annotated as glycine receptor alpha 2. Gene Ontology annotation, cellular component: postsynaptic membrane; neuron projection; plasma membrane. The record is from RefSeq and is a predicted model, not a curated record. Gene Ontology annotation, biological process: chemical synaptic transmission; chloride transmembrane transport; nervous system process. Lineage: Eukaryota; Metazoa; Chordata; Aves; Psittaciformes; Psittacidae. The transcript has 9 exons. The coding region runs from base 286 to 1644 and encodes 452 amino acids. Gene Ontology annotation, molecular function: extracellularly glycine-gated chloride channel activity; transmembrane signaling receptor activity; transmitter-gated monoatomic ion channel activity.